AUGUACAUAUCGGAGGGCGUGUCCCCGCCGGCGGGCGCGGGCGCGGGCCGCACGCGGCUGGACGCGCUGCUGCGCUGCGUGGAGCGCCUGUAUGCGUGCGACCCGCUCGGGCUACGCCACCACUACUGGCUGGCGUGCCACGCCACCACGCAGCACUCGCACGGCGGGCGCGCCGCGACGCUGUACAAGUUCGUCCGCCUGUCCGGGGAGCUGGUGUGCGCGGCGCUGCUGCCGGCGUACCUGCGCGCGCUGGCCAGCCUGGCCGUGCCGCGCCACACGUGGGCGCUGCUGGCGCGCCGCGACGCGCUCUCCGCUCACCACCUGCUCACCGCGCUGCAGCGCUACCGCUGGAAUCUGCGCGCUGAUCCAUUACCGUUUUCGGAACAUCAACACUCGUCGCUGGGCGCGUCGGCUAUAAUCACGCCUGCCGCCCGCCCAGGGAAGUUGCUAGUCAGACAGGAAGAGGUGGAAGCCAUGAUAGCCGCGCUAAAGUUGAUCGCAGCGGUGGCGAAGCAGGACGAAGCCGCUUGUGCUAACAUUUGCGAAAAUUUACAGUGGGACGCCGUCAACGUCAUGUUCGGUUUGGUCUGCUGCCACGUGCCCAUCCAGUUGAAGGCGGAGCUGCUGACCACCCUGGCCGCUCUGGGCGGGACCACCGCGACCGCAGGCCGCGUGUGGACCGCGUUGGAGGCCGCGCAACUAGUGGGCGCUGCCGACGAUAAGCGAGCCCUCACCGCUGACCUGAAUGAGGUGGAGUGCCGCAUGGAGGAGUACCCGCUGUCGCGCGCGUUCGUGUCGCUGCUGGCGGCGCUGACGGCGGCGGGCGGGGUUCCGCGCGCGCUGGGGGCGGGCGCGCGGCGGCCGGGGCUGGACCCCUACCUGCACCACGCGCUGCACCGCCUGGCGCUGCCCGCGCCGCACCGCCCGCACGCCAGGCCGCACCACCGGCCCCAGAUGCUGUCUCUCUGCUUCCGUCUAUUCGCUUUAUGGCUCGACCAGUACGAGCCGUCCCCGUCCGACUUCCCCCCGCCGGGCCGGGAGCCGGACAUGAACCCGCCGCCCGGGUUCAGGCUGUUGCUGCAGCUCCACACCAAGUCGGAGUUUCUCAGGCUGUUACUGAACACACUAGACGAGGCCUUCGACGUAUUGGAUAAACAACAGCUGACGCAGGGAAAGGAGUAUGUAGAAGACAGUCUGAUGAGUGCGCUGCAAAUCCUGGAGCGUGGACUAGCGCUGGAGCGCGCGCUGGUGGCCGCCGCCAACGAGGCCGGCCGCGCUGUACCCAUAAUAGGACUAUCCAAACUUAUACUCGCGAGCGAAAGCAGCUCGGGCGCCGACCGCCUGGUGACGUGUUGCCGCGUGGUGCAGCUGGGGGGGGCGUGUGCCGCGCGCGCCACCCAGCUGCUGACGCGCGCGCUGCAAGCGCCACACGCCGCCGCGCACCUGCUGGCCGCGCUGGCGCACCGCCACGCCAGGGCGGACGAGAUCAGACACGGGUUCGUGGAGUGCCUGGAGGCGGAGGAGUGGGGCGGGCAGGCGGGCGUCGUGCGGCAGACCAAGGAGGGCAUCCUGCUGCUGCUGCACCAGGCGCUGCCCACCGCGCCGCCCAACCUCGCGCACUUUCUGCUCGGGUACCAGCUUAACGAAGACGUGAGUAAGAGUGCUCUAAACGAGCCCGGUGUGGGCGGUCACCCGCGCACUUGUCUGCACUCGAUACUGGACAUUCUCGAUCAACAUAUCGCACUACAACCCGCUGCCGAUAAGGAGGCCACUAACUUGGUGGAGAGCUGCUACAGGCUGGUGUACUGGUUGUGCGCUAGACCGAACACGUCGGCCCCAGCGCUGCGGUACCUGCGCGCCAGGGACUACUUUCUGGCCAGACACGUCAAAGCUACAGUUAACUUGGAGACGGCGGGCGCGGUGACGUUGUCUGCGCGCUCGUGGGUGCUGCGCGCGUGCGCGUGCGAGGCGGGCGCCGCCGCCGCCGCGCGCCACCACGCCGCCCUCGCCGCCCUACUCGCCGCGCUCACGCACAACAGGCACGCGCACACGCAGGAGUGGGAGUGGUGCCUGCUGCGCCGCACGCUGGAGGGGCUGCCGGUGAGCGUGGAGGCGGCCGUGGAGCCCCCCUGGGAGCUGUUCCACGCCCACCAGCUGAGGCAGGCGCUCGACUCCUGCGAUCUACCUACAGGCAUGGGUGGUAAGCGUAUUAGCGUGACGCGGGUACACGCGUUGCUGUCGCGUGAAUUGGCAGCGCUGCACGCUACUGCGCCUCAAAGGAAUCUCGUCGCACAAGAAAUACAGAAGGUCUUAGAUUAUGUAACCGAAGUCAACAGGCAACGAAAUCUAGCGGCAACUCUCACACACUACUAUGACUCAUGGCGACAACUGACAGAAAUAUUGUUUUGUGUCGCGCCACCCGACAUUCUCAACCUGGAAUCCAAGAAAAACCUCCUCCUGAACAUUCUCCAGGACUUACUAAACAAGAUACCACCAGCUGAAGUACUCCCACAGUUGGGAAACCUAGCUUCCGGCACAGUUCUACUGCUCUUAGUUAAUUUACGUCACUGUUACAUAAUGCAGAAAAGGGAAACCAACUUGGACGCGUCGGAAUUCGAAACGUCAUUUUUUGGUCCUUCGAGUCAAAUAAUGCAGACGAAAACUUUAACGUUGAAGUUUAUACUGCACAAAAUAUUGAGUUGGAUAUUAGUUUCUGGAGGUUCGACGCAGAAGAUGCGCGUGAAUCUAUACGGAGCGCUGUUGAACUAUUUGAAUAUCGUAAAUUUGAAACCUAACGCGGCCGAUCCGGAGGAGGAUGUGAACGUGACGUACGUCAGUAGAUUGGACAGUUCCAAAGUGAGACCCAGCAAAGAUGAAACUGUUUUGAAGUCGAUGGUGAUAGACGUGAUCAGUGGUUUCGGUGAAAACUUGUGUUCUAUAGUGUGUAGCGAUUGUAUCGGUGCCGGGCACGAUGUCUGCCGCAUGGUGGCGCUGGCGUGCUUGGAUUCUCUACUGGAGAUACAUCCGCGCACUGAUUGGAUGCACACGCUCACCAAUCAAGGAUAUCUCAGGAGUCUCAUAGAUAGUCUGAUGCAAGACGAUGAGGGUUUGAAGGAGGCGUUGGAGCCGAACCCUAAGUCGCUGCGCGUACUUUACGUGUACGAAUCAAAGAUGGCGUUGCUAGUGAAGUUAGCUGGCAGCAGGAGCGGGGCGGAGACGUUGCUCGCUCAGGGCGCGCUCUCGUGCCUCGCCAACAUGCGCGCGCUCUCCUGCCACCCCGACAUACACGCCGCCACGGACACCGCCCGCGACACACAGUUCGUGCCGCCAGUCACUGACAGGUUCCGUCAAAUCCUGGUGCCGGCGUUGUCGCUGUGUGACGCCCUGCUGACGUCACUGGGUACCGGCAACCACAGCUGCGUGCUGCACAUCACGCAUCUGCUGCUCAGUCACGCCGAUGUGCUGGACAUCGUACUCAGAGCGGCACACCCGAACUCGCCGCUAGACUUGCUGAUCGAGACGGAGGCGCUGACGUGCGUGCUAGCGCGCGCGUCGGACGGGCGCGCGGCGGCGGGCGCGCGCGGCGACACGGCGCUGCAGCACAGCGGCGGCGCGCUGCAGCGGCUGCACGCGCUCAUGCUGGCGCUGCUGCCGCGCUACACGCGCCCGCCGCCGCACGCGCCCGACCACCACCACCACGACGACCACCGCCAGACGCUCUACUACAAGAUCGUGUGUAAUCUACUGACGUUCGCUCGUAAUAUGAUCGAGCACGAUGGGUCGCGCACAUUGUUCCUCCCCUCCCUCAACGGCAGUGGGGGAGGGGGUGGGGGGGACGUGGCCCCGCACGUGGGCUCGCUGCUGCAGCUGCUCCAGAGUAUGCUGCAGAGCGUGCAGCAUCUCGACAAGCUGCUCGCCACGCAGCAACAUCAGCUGCAAAGCGUACCUUCUAUGACGCUGUCCGACAUAAAGAAGCUGACGGGCGACGUGAGCGGGUCCGUGUCCCCGGCGGAGGAGCGCGCGCGCGGCGUGUGCGUGCUGCGGGCGCGUGUGGGCGCGCGGCGCGUGCAGCUGCAGCGGGCGCGCGCCGCGCUCGAGCACGCGCUGUACCUGCUGCGGGACGCGCUGCGGGUGCACCUGCGCCUGGCCGCCGCGCCGCCGCCCGCGCACCCCGCCAGCAGCGCGUGGCGUGGUGCCGGAGGCGAUGAUUUGCCUGAAUUGAGGAAAGGCCUGAUCGCUAUUUUCAACGACCGCUUCAUCGACGAGUUGCUAGAAACCACCAAAAAUCAGCCGCCGCCGCAGCGCGGUUUCUUAGAAGUCCUUUUAAAAGAUAUCAAGAGUAUGAUCCAGUUCUCUCCGUUGUGA
Molecule: messenger RNA, 4365 nt
Organism: Diatraea saccharalis (sugarcane borer)
Lineage: Eukaryota; Metazoa; Arthropoda; Insecta; Lepidoptera; Crambidae
Source: the annotation of a GenBank genome assembly